UCCUAUUUCGACCUCUUGCCUAUGACGAUAAAAAUAUAGUAAUACUCGUCUUCCUCCUUUAUAGAUACGGGUGUGCAGUUUUACCAGGACCUGAUGGCGUUAUGUCGGAAUAACAAAAACCUUGUGGACGAAGCUUGUGUCCGGAUCCAGUUCGGGAGCAUGCUCACAAAUGUCAAGGGAACAACAUCGCUAGCCGAAAAAAACUAUUUCAUCGCUUUAGACGUUUUGAAUGAAGUCUCCCAGAGCAGCCCAUCAGGACAAACAGGUGAUAAAGUCGUACGUAGGUCAUUGGCGUUGGUCUAUCAGAGGAUCGGAUGGAACGUAGGCAGUCAGGGACGAUGGCAGGAAGCCCUGGUGUACCUGGACAAAGCUUUCCACCUGGAGCAGGAAUUACAUAUGUAUUACGAGGAACUUGCCAUAUCAACUAUUCAAUCUUUAUCUGUAUUUAACACCUUUCUGGGUAAUCUGGAACUUGGAUUGAAAUUUAACAAGGAAGCAUUUAGAAGAAGAACUGCCUUUUAUGGGACGGAGGAACAUCCAAAUGUGGCGACACUUGUCAACAACCUAGGGCUCAUCUAUCGUAGACUAGGUCAGAAGGACACGUGUCUGGAGUGCUUUAUGAACGGAUUACGUCUGAAGCGUAAAACAAAGGCUACAGCUAAGUCUAUUGCAAUAUCCUUGGAGAACGUAGCACUGGCUUUUACUGACAAAGGCGACCACGACCAGGCACUCAAUUAUUUAAAAGAAGCAUAUGAUUUGCUAGAUAAGACUCCAAAUCUUUACAGGGACAAUAGGGCAUAUGCGUAUUCCAUUGAAAGUGAGGUUUUACAAAAACAAGCCCGACACGCUGAAGCCAUAUCAAGACUUAAAAAAGCAGUGAACAUCAUUGUUCGUGAGGCCCCUGAUGAAAUCUUUACAAGCAAACUGUAUUUUGAAAUAGCGAAUUCCUAUUUCGCACUGGAGAACUACCCAAAAGCUAUAGCUUUUUGUAACAAUGUGUUCAAUUCAAAACAUGUACUUCUAAGGGAGGCUCCGACAUGUGACCGUCUGUUCCAGUCUUGCAAGACCGCCAUACAUUGUCAUACCAAACUAGGAGACGACAUAAACAGACGGAAAUGGUACGAUGAAGCAACAAGGGAGGCAACUCGCCUCAUACAAAUCUUCAGGAGUUACGGAAAAGACGAAAAAGUUUCAAUAAUUACGAACGAACUUCGGUCACUUCAGAAGCGAUUUGAAAGUGACGUAGAAAGUAACUAAACUGACGCCAGUGACAGAUUGUUCAUUUAUAAUGAAACAUCUACUCUUACCUAGGAAAAGCAUCUGAAGACCUUAUUUGAUGCAUGUUUGUGUCAAAUAAAGAAAAUUAUUUCUACCACAAUCACUACAGAUUUCCUUUCACACGAUUCAUUGGAUAAACCUCGCUAGACAUGAUUUCAUUGGUUAAUCGUUUAAUUGUUACGUCAUGUAGCAAUGCUUUGCGACUUCAUCUAUCUUCUAUUGUGACGUCAUGACUCAUGGCGAUUGUUUUCCCAUCGGAAACAGACAGGGAACCUUUGAUUUUCCAGAUAAGAAAUGGGCGUAAUUUGGAAAGAAAGAAGUAGGGUGAAACUUCGUAGUGAAAAAUAAGGUACGAUGAAACAUCAGAAAUAUAAGGGGAAACAAAUUUAGGAAGAAAUGUUGGAAAGACAGAUGUAAGAUGAAAUACUGUUAAUGAGAAGUAUGGAGUAUGCAAGACCACCCACGUGAGGAAAAAAUAUUGUACGGGAAGAUGAAUACUGGGCAGCUUAACCCAUACAUAUACCUUUGGCAUUAUGAGAAAAAAAAAAAUAAUCGGAAAAGCCUACUCGAGUUAGAUAAAUUUAGGUCUGAGAAUGACAUUUUAGUGUGAGUUGUAUUUGUAGAGAUAUUUAUGUAUGUAAAGAAUAUAAGCCGAAAACUGUCUAUUCUGUAAAAUAUUGGACAGUCUGAGGCUUAUAUCUUACUAAAACACACACCCUCUUUGUGUUAAUAUUGGACAAUUUCAAUAUCUGUUCAGUAUGUGCAAUCAACCACGAAGGCUAUUGAUACAAUAAAGGAUAGUGGUGUCCUUUAGCAUACUUUGCAUGCUUUUGUACAAGUGCAUGCAUUACAGGUAUGUGAAAUAUGCCCGAGUAGAAUUUAGUUUCAUUUGAAUAAUGUCAUCCAACAUUGAAGGUGCGUUCCCAACACAGUCCCUGUGCAGUACAUUUUGAGCAUCAGCAUUCAGUAUUGAAAUGGAUUAAAUUCAAAUAAUGUGAUUGAUUUAUUGAAGAAAGUGAUUACAGUAUAUUUCUGGGAUUAUAUAUGUGAGAGAAUGAAAUGAAAGAAAUAAACCACACAAUUAAAGUGAGAAAAUUCAAGAUUUUAACACCACCUCCAAAAUAUUUUCAUCAAAGAUAUAUCACAGCUAUAUAUCUGGGAUUAUACACGGAUAUCUCAAGAAAGAAUGAAAUUUUGUGCACAUAAAUUGUGGAAAAAACGCAAGAUUUCAACUGCCCUCAACUCCAAAGUGUUAUUUCCAAAAUUACAAAUUCAAAUGAAAUUACAAUUAAUGCUGGAAAUGUGUUUCUUAGUAAAGUGUUUGGAUAGGUAUGCAUCUAUAUGGAUGUUUCAUGGAAAAAAAGUGUUCCGUGAUUCAAACCUUCUUUCAAGGAAAAAAUAUAGCGCAUGGGAAAUCUGACUAUGGGAAUAUAAAUACCGGAUAUACUUUUCACAUUUAUUUUGUUACUAUGUUUUCCAUUGUAUAGCAUAAGUAUGUGCUCAUUCAAAAGCUUACCAUGAUCUGUCCAAUAUGUUACAUGUAGCCGUCCAAUGAGUUACCUGUAGCUGUCCAAUAAAUGGAUUCUUUUGUGUACUUAUUGGACAGCUACAGGUAACUUAUUGGACUGCUACAGAUGAUGCCUAUGAAUUCUGUUGAUCAUAGUACGCAAAUAACAAUGGAUGACAUCACAGCUGUGUUUUAAUGCCAGUUGUUAUUGUAAACACUUGUACAUUAAUUAAGUAAUUUAGAAACAAAUGUCAAAAUGGACAUAUUUGUAUACUGUAUUUGACGUGAGCAUUGUAGUAAAUCAAUUAUAUAAUUAUAUUCAAAUAUUGAAAAUUGUUCUUGAGUGGUACAGCUUCCGCUUUAUGCCUACCACUAAGUAGAAAACGAUAAUGCUAGACAAUAGGAUCCAAGGUCUUUAUACACUUAGAUCAGUUUUCGACAUGAUAUCUUCUUUAUCGUCUUUUGCCUUUUUCGGAGUAGAAAAAAGUAAAUGAAUGCAUUUCUUCAGUUUGCUAUUAGGUAUGGUAGUGUAUGGAAUAGAAAAGUCAAAUGAUCUGACAUCAGAAAUUUGAGAGAAAAAAAUCCAGAUGGUUCAACAUACCUUUUGAGUUUUUAAAAAAUCCUCAUUCUAUCAAUUUAAUUAUUUAAAUUGUAUUAAGAAAGGUUGCAAGCUGUUAAUAGCGAUAAAACAUGUUAGUAGGGAAUCUCGUGAAAUGUCGCAUUGCCAUACAUCCGAAAGAGGUCCGUAUAAUCAUUAUUUAACAAGCAUUUAGAGUGAGCAAUGCAGAAGCGUUGGAAAUUUGAAAAAAAUAAUGAUCUUGAAAAUCAAAAUAUUGAAAAAUGAUUUUGUAGGAUUUCAUUUGUUUUCAAGCAAGAUAAAUAACCACAUACCUAUCACUAUCAGGGUAAAUAAUUGAGCUUGUUUUGGUUUUAUUUGGAAUGCAAGCUACUAACUAUCGGAAUGCUUAGAUUUCCAUAAAAUCAAUUCUACAUAGUUGCAUAACCAUUAUAAAAAAGUUUCAACGAGUUUUGAAAGUUAAUUUCAAAAGUGUGGAGUCUCCUUAAGAAUUUGAAUGUGAAUUUGACUACAUACUGGAAUUGAUUGGAGUUAUUUGUACCAGAAUAACAUCAACAUGUCUCAACAGUGCCGAGUAGUAUUAUGGAAUGUUCCUAUAAAUGUUUACAAUAAGGGGUAUUGGUAUGGUGUUCAAUUGUCUUGAAAGUUUUCAAACAAAACGUUUAUAAUGUAAAGUGUUAAAGUAGAAUGUCCCACCUUCCUUUCUAUUGUAUACAGGCAUUGACAAGUUAGUCCUGUUAGUGCUGUUGUUGUUUUCUCUAUAUCCGUACAAAGACAACCAUAGACUGCAAGCCUUUUCAGGGAGCGAAAACAUUUUAAAUUAUUCGCAAUUAGGAUGUAGAAAGUAUCAUGAAAGAUAUUUCAUGACCAGAGGUGCAGCUGAUAAAAUCCAGCUUGAUAACUAAGAGGUGGAGGUAUCCUUGUGGUGGAGAUGUUUUGGUGUAAGGGAAGUUAUCAUAUAAGUAUUCCUUUAGUGUAUAACUCUUUGCUGUAGUUAAAGGACAAUCAUCUGCAAGUCAGGAAAUCGCUGAAAAAAUAGGAACUUUUCUUCGUAGGAACACAGAUCGCUGAAAAUCUCUGUCUUAAUGAAGUAACAAUGGAAAUGAAUCAUUAUGAUUUUGUAAUAAACAUAUCACUGAAAUACAUUGAAAGUUGAAUAUUUAUCAAAAUUGUGAGCAAAAAUUAAAAAACCCAUUAUAAUAGAAAUAGAUUAAUAUAAAAGACUUUAUGUUUAUUAAUGAAGCUACAACAAUAGGAGAAAGGUGAAAUAAUAAACAAACAUGUGUUACCAAAUAAACAAACAUGUGUUAGCAAAUAA
This is a messenger RNA of Mizuhopecten yessoensis (Yesso scallop), 4680 nucleotides long. Its product is annotated as kinesin light chain-like. The record is from RefSeq and is a predicted model, not a curated record. Gene Ontology annotation, molecular function: protein binding. The transcript has 4 exons. Bases 94 to 1257 code for a protein of 387 amino acids. NCBI's taxonomy places the organism in Eukaryota, Metazoa, Mollusca, Bivalvia, Pectinida, Pectinidae.